UCUUCAGCACAUCUACGGUCAUCAUGGCGUCUCUAUCGAUGACCCCCAUGAACAUCUUCAGAGCAGGAGCGGAUGAGGAGAAGGCGGAGACGGCGCGUUUGUCGUCCUUCAUCGGAGCCAUUGCCAUCGGGGACCUGGUCAAGAGCACCCUUGGGCCCAAGGGCAUGGACAAGAUCCUGCUGGGCGGCGGCAGGGACAGUGUCGUGACAGUCACCAACGACGGAGCCACCAUCCUGAAGGCCAUCGGCGUCGACAACCCCGCUGCUAAAGUGCUCGUGGACAUGUCUAAGGUGCAGGAUGACGAGGUGGGUGACGGGACCACGUCUGUGACAGUGCUGGCGGCCGAGCUGCUGCGGGAAGCAGAGCUGCUGAUCGCCAAGAAGAUCCAUCCUCAGAUCAUCAUCUCCGGCUGGAGGAAGGCCACGCAGGCGGCCCGAGACGCUCUCAGAGAGGCAGCGGUGGAUAAUGGGAGCGACGAGCUGAAGUUCCAGCAGGAUCUGAUGAACAUCGCGCGCACCACGCUCUCCUCCAAGCUGCUGACGCACCACAAGGAUCACUUUUCCAAGCUGGCCCUGCAGGCCGUGCUCAGACUCAAGGGAUCCGGAAACCUGGAGGCCAUCCACAUCAUCAAGAAGCUGGGAGGAAGCCUGACCGACUCCUACCUGGACGAAGGCUUCCUGCUGGACAAGAGGAUCGGAGUCAACCAGCCCAAGAGGAUCGAGAACGCCAACAUCCUGAUCGCCAACACCGGCAUGGACACGGACAAGAUCAAGAUCUUCGGCUCCAGGGUGCGAGUGGACUCCACUGCUAAAGUAGCUGAGAUCGAGUCGGCCGAGAAGGAGAAGAUGAAGGAGAAGGUGGAGCGCAUCCUCAAGCACGGCAUCAACUGCUUCAUCAACAGGCAGCUGAUCUAUAACUACCCCGAGCAGCUGUUUGCGUCCGCUGGUGUGAUGGCCAUCGAGCACGCUGAUUUCAUGGGAGUCGAGCGCUUGGCUCUGGUCACAGGUGGAGAGAUCACCUCCACCUUUGACCACCCUGAGCUGGUGAAGCUGGGCCACUGUAAGCUGAUCGAGGAGGUCAUGAUUGGGGAGGAUAUGCUCAUACACUUCUCUGGAGUGGACAUGGGCGAGGCGUGCACCAUCGUCUUGCGUGGGGCGACGCAGCAGAUCCUGGACGAGGCUGAGCGCUCGCUGCACGACGCGCUGUGUGUGUUGGCUCAGACCAUCAAAGAGACACGCACCGUGUUCGGCGGAGGCUGCUCUGAGAUGCUGAUGGCUAAAGCCGUGACCGAUCUGGCCAACCACACACCAGGAAAAGAGGCAGUGGCCAUGGAGUCCUUCGCUAAAGCCCUGAUGAUGCUGCCCACCAUCAUCGCUGAUAACGCGGGGUACGACAGCGCAGAGCUGGUGUCUCAGCUGAGAGCCGCUCACCAGAACAAGAAGAGCACCUUCGGCCUGGACAUGAGCCAGGGCGCGGUGGGAGACAUGGCGGCUCUGGGCGUCACCGAGAGCUUCCAGGUGAAGAGACAGGUGCUGCUGAGCGCGGCCGAGGCGGCGGAGAUGAUCCUGCGCGUCGACAACAUCAUCAAAGCUGCUCCCAGGAAGCGUGUGCCCGAUCAUCACCCCUGCUGAACACUCACAACAGCCCGUGUAUUUAUUGGUCGGAAGUUGAUGCUCUUUGUUUUGUAGUUUGUUUUCGCACUUCCCAAGCAUUGGUUGUCUGCAUGUUACUGCUCUACUUUUGUUUACUCAAUAAAACCGUCAUGAACAUCCGAA
Molecule: messenger RNA, 1775 nt
Organism: Carassius carassius (crucian carp)
Lineage: Eukaryota; Metazoa; Chordata; Actinopteri; Cypriniformes; Cyprinidae
Product: T-complex protein 1 subunit beta-like
Exons: 17
Coding region: 24-1631 (535 amino acids)
Biological process (GO): protein folding
Cellular component (GO): chaperonin-containing T-complex; cytosol
Molecular function (GO): ATP hydrolysis activity; ATP binding; ATP-dependent protein folding chaperone
Source: RefSeq, a predicted model, not a curated record